CCCUCCACCGCUGCCGUCAGUCGGGCCAUGCUCCCUGAUGCUGCCAACCCAGCUGGCAACGUUCACGGUGGCACCAUCCUCUCCAUGGUGGACGAGGCUGGUUGGACUGCCGCAACCCGAUACAUGAAUCAAAAGCACACCAAGGAUGCCAAGCCUGCUUGUGCUUCACUGGCCCGCAUUGAGAAAGUGGACUUUCUCAAGCCCAUGUUUAUUGGUGAGAUUGCUGAGGUGACAGCGCAAGUGACGCACACCUCACCCCACUCGAUUGAGGUUGAGGUCAAUGUCGUGGCCGAGAACGUCAUGACGGGACAGAAGCGCACAACCAACCGAGCUCGUGCUUGGUACGUGUCCAAGGAGUUUCGCAACGGUGGCAACGCCGAUCCUGUCAUGGCCGUCCCUCGGAUGAAAUACGCUUCCGAGGCCGAAAUGCAAGCCGGUCUUGCCCGCUAUGAGAAGCAAAAGCAAUCUCGUACGUGCCAUCAUCGCCCACCUGACAAGUCUCGCGAUGAUCGUGACACCAUCGCGAGCCAGCAUCCCGUUGAGGAGGGUGAUGCCACUCUGAUUCACGUCCUGCAUCCCAGCGAUUGCCAUGCGAAUGGUGUCGCACAAGCCGGUGCUGUCCUCAAGCUGAUGGACACAGCAGCUGGUGUCGUCUCAGUCCGUCACUGCCGCUCCAACGCUGUGACUGCAUCUCUCGAGGCUGUUGACUUUAUGCUUCCCCUGUACAACGGCGACUUGCUUGAGAUUGCAGCGCGCCCCGUCUUCACUAGCAAACGGUCCAUGGAUGUGGAGGUGAACGUGUAUGCGCAGUCCUUGAACAAGGAAACCAAAUCCUUGGCUGCGACUUCCAUCUUCACCUUUGUUAGCCUGGACCGGAGCUACCGCGUGCAGGACGUUCCAGCCUUUGAGCCUCGGACCGAUUCUCAGCGCGCACGCUUCGAGCUCGGACUCAAGCGCUACGAGACACGCAAGGCCGAGCGC
Molecule: messenger RNA, 981 nt
Organism: Monosiga brevicollis MX1
Lineage: Eukaryota; Choanoflagellata; Craspedida; Salpingoecidae
Exons: 7
Biological process (GO): acyl-CoA metabolic process; palmitic acid biosynthetic process
Cellular component (GO): cytosol
Molecular function (GO): long-chain fatty acyl-CoA binding
Source: RefSeq, a predicted model, not a curated record